This is a messenger RNA of Monascus purpureus, 1857 nucleotides long. Lineage: Eukaryota; Fungi; Ascomycota; Eurotiomycetes; Eurotiales; Aspergillaceae. The record is from the annotation of a GenBank genome assembly.
AUGCCUGUAUCUCAUCUUACUCUGACGGUGUCCCACCUGCCGACUUCCACCUCCUUCUUCCUGUCUUGUCUCCAGCCUUUGGGAUAUCAGUUCAUUGGUCGUCAUGACGAUUAUAUUGGCUUUGGCCAGGAACGUGGGCAACCAGCGGACUUUUGGAUAACAGAACAAAAGCCAGGCUCUCCAGCUGGUGCCGCACAUGUCGCCUUCCCUGCCCCUUCGAAGGAGGCUGUGGGUGACUUCUUCAUUCACGCCCUGAAGGCUGGUGGGAAGAUUCAUGGAGAGCCCAAGACCCGGGAUUCGCUAUCUGGCUACUAUAGCGCGGCGGUGAUUGAUUUUGAUGGCAACAGCAUUGAAGCGGUAUAUCGACCAGGAGAAGAACCCCCAGCCGCGCCCAAGUCGGAGGUAAGAGGGCCAAUAUCAGAGGCAAGAGGGCCAACCCUGGCUCUGCUUGAAGACGGCUCUCGUUCUGUCGUUUCCAAGGCCCCAUCCAAAGUGAGCUCGGUCAAACCACCCGAAAGCGUUGCAUCCUUCAAGUCAGCGGCCAAGUCAGAGGCCAACAAUUCCCGUGUUUCCAAGGCACCCACCAUCGUGCAGCGAACUACAACCUCGUCUUCAUCAUCAACGACCACGCGAGAGACCCAAUCUUCGGGCCCUACAUAUAUCAUACACACGACACAACAACAGCCCCCGAAAUCCGAUGGGGACACGACUGCCAAAACAGUCGUUGGAACUCUUCUGGGUGCCGCCGCCGGAGCUGCAAUUGCCUACACCAUGGCGAAAGCGGACUCCGGCUCGUCAUCAGAUUCCUCUAAUAUCCCAUCCCAGGGACGCUCCAUAGCCCGGGAGCUGCUCGAACUGGCGCUUCCACCGCGGAACCAAUCCCAGGCUCUGCCACAACCUCCUAUGUCAGCUCCCAUGCAGCAGGAGCAGUACAGAGCCAUCGAAGCGCCAUCUCCUGGAACCUACUAUCCUCAACAGGAUGCAAGAUCAACCGUCUCCCGCAGUUAUGUCUCCAAGAACCCGCAUGCCACUACCAUCUACGAAGGCAGCGAGUACUUCCCACCCGGUGCAGGAGGUAGCAUCAUCGAUGACAAUGGCGACGAUGGGAAUGGACGGAGAUUCUCCAGCGGCAGCGUAUACUCCUCCACACGAGAUAUGCCUCUGAGAGCCAUCGAAUACCCUCCACCCUUGGAACGGUCCAAGACCUUCCCCUGCAACCCCAGCACAUUCAUUAGCAGUUUCGUGGAUAAGCCACGCACAAUGGACCAAGCCAGCAGCGUGCACUCGUCAUCCACAAUGAAAGCGCCUUCCAAAGUCAGCAACCACUCCAUCGACCGUCUAUCCCACCACAGCCACAGCCGUAAUUCGCAUCAUUCAAGCCGUCAUUCCUCCACCUACCAUCACCACCAGGCCUCUUCUUCUUAUUCUUCCCCGAAAUCCCAAGCAGGAGGAAGCACCGCCUCCUCCACCCACACAGCCCGUCAUGUCCCCCUCCCAGACCGAUCAGUCGCCUCCUACCGCAGCAAGGCCUCCGCCGCCUCGGCCUACCAAGCACCCAUCCCCGAAAACGCGGAUGCCAGCACCGUCUUCCUGGACGCCGUGGACGUCGACCCUGAAGACGCCGAAUCGAGACACUCGCGUCGCUCACACUAUACUCAUCGCUCCUCUCAUUCUCACGCGAAUUCCCAUACCUCGAGACGGUCCAGUAAGUUCGACGAACCGGUUAAGCCGAGUGAUAGCGUCAGUCAGGUUUCGUCGGUUGCGUCGUAUUCGUCUCAGAGGACUAUUAAAGCUGAUGGUGGCGCGUCCAAGGUUGGGUCUAGGGUUAGUAGUCGCAGGGGGAGUCAGGUGGCUUGA